This is a messenger RNA of Anoplophora glabripennis (Asian longhorned beetle), 795 nucleotides long. RefSeq names its product glycine-rich cell wall structural protein 1.8-like. Bases 25 to 777 code for a protein of 250 amino acids. The transcript has 5 exons. Lineage: Eukaryota; Metazoa; Arthropoda; Insecta; Coleoptera; Cerambycidae. The record is from RefSeq and is a predicted model, not a curated record.
UAUGCUGUCGAAAAUGCAGAGACAAUGAGUGGUUUACGACUGUUUUGCAUCAUGCUUGUUUGCACGGGCUUCUCGAAGUGCAGUGGGAUUACUAACUAUGAAAAUGAUAAGAAUUUAAUAGGCGAAGAUGAACGGAGAGGCGUCAUUGUAAAGGAAGGUGAUGGGAUCAACGAUCAAAAGCAUUCAGGGACCAAACGGGGCUUGUGGUUAAUUGCUCAACAUCAGCAUCCGUCAGACGAUUAUGGUGCAGGUGAUAUUGGAGCAGGUCAUCAUGGAUCUAGUGGACCUGGAGGGUAUGGAUACUACGAUUCAGGUGGAUACGGAAUUACUGGUAGUGGAUAUAAUUAUGGAAGUAGUGGAGGAGGAAGUUAUUACAAAGGACCUAGUUUUGGACAAGGAUACGAUUACAAUGGAGGGGGUUACAAUUUUGGACACGGAGGAAGUGGUUUUGGACAUGGAGGAAGUGGUUUUGGACAUGGAGAGGGUGGUUUAGGACAUGGAGGAGGUGGUUUUGGACACAGUGGAUACGGAGACUCUGGACAUGAAGUGUCCCAAGAACACAGCGGCUACAAUAAACUAGCUUUAAAAAAGCUGUUAAUCCCUCUGGCAGGGUUAGCCGUAUUGGGAGCAGUGGCUGCAUUGUCCAGCAAUCCGGUUCUGCUCCAACUCGGAACUGUACAGAGUGGAAGGAGGAAAAGAUCGACUACUUCUGAAAGCAGCAGAAGUGAGGUUUAUCCAUUUAACCCGUGGAUAAGACCAGAUUACGAGUUUAGUUAAAUAAGACACUAGUUUAGA